AUGGAGAUGGUCCUCAUCUUCACCUUCUGCCUGAUUCUAGCUGGUACUGAUGCUGUAACUACAGUAACUGGAUACAGAGGACGAUCAGUUCAGAUUAAAUGCUCCUACACAUCUGGAUAUGAAAAUAACGAGAAGUAUCUGUGCAGAGGUAAAUGUCCCUAUGUGGGGUAUAAUGACAUUCCUGUUAAGUCUGGAUCUCCUGCUAAAGACUCCAGAUUCUCUCUGUAUGACGACACAACAGCCAAAGUCUUCACCGUCACCAUCACUGAUCUGAGACCAGAGGAUAAAGGAACUUACUGGUGUGUGAUAGAGCGCAAAGGGAAAAAUAUUUACACAGAGAUUCUACUGCAAGUUAAUACGGAUGCUCCUGCCCUCUCUACUGUGUCACACAUCACACACACGACACAUUCCACUUCAACACACUCCAUGAGUACAUCAGUGCAUGCUGGGAACAGACAUCCAAUAACAGCUAACCUAUUAAAUAAUAUUACCCACCCCACCACUGCUCCCUCACCUCAGGAAAUUCCAACCGUCAUCACAGCUGUGUCUGUGGUUCUGGUGCUGCUUCUCUUUUCCCUUUUAUUUGCUUUCGUUCUACAGAGGAAAAAGAAGAUCCAAGGGUCAUCUCCAGCUCAACCUGCACAAAGCUUCUCAAACCGGCAAGUGGUUCCAUGUCCUGAUUAUGAUUAUGAGGAGAAUAAAAACAGCAGAAGUUUUAUUAACACAAUUUACUUCACUGCUCCACCUCCCACAAAUCCCUGUGAGAUUUAUUCCAACAUUGAAUUACCCAGCACUGCUCCACCAUUGGUUAUGAAAUCUCCUGAAAGUCUAACAUAUGCAGCAGUGAGUUUUGACACCAGGGCUAAUGAUGCAGCUCCAGCAGUGAUCUACAAACAGGAGAAUAAUUCAUAUGAAUAUGCUACUGUUAAUAUUAAUAGACAUCGCUAGUUAUCAUACAUUAGAAUGCCAAUCAUUCUGAGUUAUUUGUAAUAUAUAGCACUCAUUACAUUAUGCUAUACUGCUGUUUAAUGUGUUGUGUUCAAAAUGUGUUGUUUAAUUUUCUAAAAUAGCAGUCCUGCCAAAAGUGUGACAGAUAAUAAAACUCUUUUUUUUUUUUUUUUAGAUAUAUUUAAAAUAUUGAUUACUGGCACAAAAUAAAAAACCUGUGGCAUGCUGUUAUGUAAAAAAUAAUCAACUUUGAGGUGAUAACUUUAACAGAUCAUCACACUACACUGUCAUUCAGUUUAGUGUAAAAGGAACACAAUUUGUUAAUUUCUUAUUUGGUAAAUAUUUCUCCUGUUUAAAUGCACUAAAUUUUAAACAGCAUUAUAUUUAUUAAGCAUCAUAUUU
Molecule: messenger RNA, 1350 nt
Organism: Clarias gariepinus (North African catfish)
Lineage: Eukaryota; Metazoa; Chordata; Actinopteri; Siluriformes; Clariidae
Product: CMRF35-like molecule 3
Exons: 7
Coding region: 1-948 (315 amino acids)
Source: RefSeq, a predicted model, not a curated record